AUGUCUACUAGCAAGACAGAAUACUCACUGAGGGAAAGAUGCAAGGAUGUGUGGGAAGAGAUGCGCCGUGAUUGGAACGGUGUCAUGGAAAAUCCACAGCAAUAUGAUCUCGAGCAAAGAAAAAAUGAUACUGAUAGUCAAAUGAACGAUGGGAUGACGGAUAGCUCACAAUCGUCCGACGGAAUUGUCACCGAUGACAUUAGUGACACGGAGCCAACAGAACCAUCCGACAUCAACAUCUCGGUACUUGACUACCACGUCUACAUCAGUCGUCUCAGAGACAGCUUGAUACAAAAUGCUGCUGAUGAUGUAAAGCAUUGGAAUAUGAUGGAUAAGGAUCUUGGUCGCAUCUUACAAUGCAGUGUUCCGUCAUGGCAGGAAGCACAUCCUCAACUCCUCGAUCACACAGUUUCUAUUCUAGAAAGACUCCCAAAAUCGUCACUGCCGCUUUCGAGGAGUUUGUGA
Molecule: messenger RNA, 465 nt
Organism: Fusarium graminearum PH-1
Lineage: Eukaryota; Fungi; Ascomycota; Sordariomycetes; Hypocreales; Nectriaceae
Exons: 1
Coding region: 1-465 (154 amino acids)
Source: RefSeq, a predicted model, not a curated record